CGUCUCGGUCUCGCCAUUUCGCUCGGCCUGCUGCUCGCAGUUCCCCUACGAACCAGCGUCGGGCCGAUUUCGAUAUCGCCACGGCGUCGCUCUUCCUCCUCGUCGGGGCCGUCGCUGCGGUGGUCGUGCGGCGAGCCCCACCCUCUGCACGCCCCGCUGUGACCAUGUCUGCCACAGCUGCCGUUUCCACCCGCGCUGGCCUCGGCUGCGCUUCGGCUGAGGAGGCGGCCUACACUCUCGACGGCGGCUACGCGCUUGAGCCCAACGCGGACGGCACUGGCGGCUGGCUCGCUCACCGCGCGAGCCUUGACUUGCCCAGUUCUGGCGCUGGCGACGACUGGCUCCCUCGCGACAUGCUCGAGGCAGCGCGCGACUUUCGUCCCGCGGGUGCCAAGCUGGCGCACGCGCCUCGCGUGCUUGUCUUGUACGGCUCCCUGCGCGAGAGCUCCUUCAGCCGGCGGCUCGCCCACGAGUGCGCGCGGCUGCUCGAGGCGAUGGGCGCCGACGUGCGCGUCUUCAGCCCGCAGGGCCUCCCGGUGCGCGACCCGUCGCUGGAGGACCACCCAAAGGUCAAGGAGCUGCGCGCGCUGUCGCUCUGGUCGGAGGCGCACGUGUGGGUCUCGCCCGAGAUGCACGGCACCAUCACCGGCGUCUUCAAGAACCAGAUCGACUGGCUCCCCCUCAACACGGGAAGCGUGCGGCCGACGCAGGGCCGCACCGCCGCAGUGCUGCAGGUGAACGGCGGCUCGCAGUCCUUCAACGCUGUCAACGAGCUGCGCCGGCUCGCGCGUUGGAUGAGAAUGCCCUGCACCACCAACCAGUCUUCGGUGGCAAAGGCGUGGCAGGAAUUUGACGAGGCAGGCCGCAUGAAGCCGGGCCCGUUCCGUGAGCGGGUGGUGGACGUUAUGGAGGAGCACAUUAAGUUUACGCGGCUGAUGCGCGAGCACGCCGACUUCCUCGUCGAUCGGUACUCGGAGCGGAAAGAGAUUGCAGACAAGGGCAAGCUGCUCACUCAAGCGGAGAAGGAGGGCGCCGAGCUCAUCGAGAGCAAGAAGCCGUGAGGGCGCGCGCGGCGAUAUGUGUUUUGUGAUUUGUGAGCGAGCGUUGGCGUACACUGUCGCCGCCGGCACGAGUGCGGUACUAGCGGGCCGGUACCACCGGCCGGCAGAGUGGCCAGUGCCACGCCGCACGCCACCCAGGUGGCAGAGGUGCAGGAGUGUUCGGGCGGCAGUCUCCCGUCAAGAGAGAGCCAAGAUGUGCCAAGUUUACGGCUUUACUGUACUUUACC
Molecule: messenger RNA, 1288 nt
Organism: Emiliania huxleyi CCMP1516
Lineage: Eukaryota; Haptophyta; Isochrysidales; Noelaerhabdaceae
Exons: 10
Coding region: 165-1061 (298 amino acids)
Molecular function (GO): oxidoreductase activity
Source: RefSeq, a predicted model, not a curated record